Molecule: messenger RNA, 7911 nt
Organism: Budorcas taxicolor (takin)
Lineage: Eukaryota; Metazoa; Chordata; Mammalia; Artiodactyla; Bovidae
Gene: GOLGA3
Product: golgin A3
Exons: 24
Coding region: 308-4798 (1496 amino acids)
Source: RefSeq, a predicted model, not a curated record
GCCGGGCCGGGCGUUCGCCGCGGCUUCCGCACCGCCGGGGUGAGGGUCGCGGGGUGGUGCUUGGGCAGGAACGCUGGUCGCGGAGGGCGCGAGAAUCCAGGGAACUGCAGCACAGUCGGGGUAUCAUGCAUGAUAUUACCUGGUUUGAUUUCAGGCCAUCUGUGAGACUGUAAAUCUCUUCCCCAAAAUGGCAAACCUAGUGUGGUCCGUCCCAGGAGCUUUUGGCCAUUGCUAAUGGCAGAAACUGAACUCGCUCCCAGUUCACUUGUAGCCUCUGAGCGUCAGCCCAGCCCGUGUCACCCUGACCAUGGACAGUGCAGCGGCUGUGCAGGAGGGCCUGGUGGAGGACAGAUCCGGCAGUGGCACCUCAGCUCAACCCGAGGGCCCCCCAAAACCCCCUGGCUCACUGGCGCCGCUGGAUCAGUGGGAUGAAGCCCAGUGUGCCAGUGCCAAGGUAAACAGGACUUCAGAUGAAGGACGCCAGGGGGACACCUGUCUGAAUGGGCCGAUACCACAGUUCCCAGAGCCUCCCUCGCCAGCGGGUCCUGAUGCGUCUCCAGGUGUGGCUGGUUUCCAUGACAACCUAAGGAAGUCUCAGGGGACUAGUGCUGAGGGCAUUGUUAGAAAAGAAGCUUUGCAGUCCCUCAGACUCAGUCUUCCUAUGCAAGAAACGCAACUGUGCUCAACAGAGGCUUCGCUGCCCUUGGAGAAGGAGGAGCAGGUCCGACUGCAGGCUCGGAAGCGGCUGGAAGAACAGCUCAAACAGUACAGGGUGAAACGCCAGCAGGAAAGAUCCAGUCAACCUGUAACUAAAACGAGACUUUUUAGCACACUUGAUCCUGAACUCAUGUUGAACCCAGAAACCUUACCGAGGGCCAGUGCCGUGGCUAUGACAAAAGAAUAUUCCUUCCUGCGCACCAGUGUCCCUCGGGGGCCGAAGGUGGGCAGCUUAGGGCUCCUGGCACAUCCUAAGGAGAAAAAAAGUUCCAAAUCAAGCAAAAUUCGGUCUCUGGCUGAUUACAGAACUGAAGAUUCAGACGUUCGGAAUUCUGGUGGAAAUGUUCCAGCUCCGGCCUCUACCAGGGGCUCCCUGAAGCAGAACCGAGGCAGCGCGACAUCAGUGGUGUCUGAGGUCAGCCUGUGCCCCGAGGCCGACGACCGCCUGGAGAAUGCGUCCCUGACUGGAGACAACGUGUCCGAGGCUGACGGGACGGAGAGCGAUAGCUCCUCCUACAGCAGCGUCUCCGCCCGCGGGACACCAGGCAUCCCAGCGAACAUGGGGGGCAUGCGUGAGGCCCCCUACGUGGUCAGUGGCAGGGAGAUCGCAGUUGGAGCCCUGGGCCAGUUCCCCUCCAUCUCAGAUGUCCUGCAGGCUGCAGCAGCCGAGCACCAAGAGCAGAGGCAGGAAGUCAAUGGGGAGACGCGAAGCCGGACCAAUAGCAUCUGCAGCAGUGUGUCCAUGGAAAGCUCUGUUGCUGAAACUCAUGAUGAAAUGUUGCAGGUUCUUAAAGAAAAAAUGAGACUCGAAGGACAGCUGGAAGCUUUAUCAUUAGAAGCUAGUCAGGCACUUAAAGAAAAGGCCGAGCUGCAGGCGCAACUGGCUGCUCUGCACACGAGGCUGCAGGCGCAGCUGGAGCACAGCCAUAGCAGCCAGCAGAGGCAAGAUUCACUCAGUUCAGAAGUGGACACCUUGAAGCAGUCCUGCUGGGACCUCGAGCAGGCAAUGACUGACCUGCAGAACAUGCUAGAAGCCAAGAAUGCCAGCCUGGCAUCCUCCAACAGUGACCUGCAGGUGGCAGAGGAGCAAUAUCAGAGACUAAUGGCCAAAGUGGAGGAGAUGCAGAGAAGCAUCCUCAGUAAGGACAACACAGUGCACGACCUGCGGCAGCAGAUGACAGCCUUGCAGAGCCAGCUACAGCAGGUGCAGCUGGAGCGCGCCACACUAACCAGCAAGCUGAAGGCAUCCCAGGCCGAGAUCGCGUCCCUGCAGAGUGUCCGGCAGUGGUACCAGCAGCAGCUCGCCCUGGCCCAGGAGGCCCGGGUCAGGCUGCAGGGCGAGAUGGCCCACAUCCAGGUUGGACAGAUGAGCCAGGCGGGCCUUCUGGAGCACCUGAAGCUUGAGAACGUGUCCCUGUCCCACCAGCUGACGGAAACCCAGCAGAGGUCCAUCAAGGAAAAGGAGCGCAUUGCCGCCCAGCUCCAGGGCAUUGAGGCUGACAUGUUGGACCAGGAAGCUGCCUUUGUGCAGAUUCAAGAGGCGAAGACGAUGGUAGAGGAGGACCUGCAGAGGAGGCUUGAGGAGUUUGAAGACGAGAAGGAGCAGCUGCAAAAGAUGGUGGGCUCGGCGGCAGUGCUGGAGCAGCAACUGGAGCAGGUGAAGUUGACUUUGCAUCAGCGAGACCAGCAGCUGGAGGCUUUGCAGCAGGAGCACCUGGACCUGUUGAAGCAGUUCACCUCAACGCAGGAGACUCUGCAGACUAAGGAGCAGUCCCUUGGGGACCUGCAGGUGCGCUACGAUGAGCUGCAGGCCAGGCUGGAGGAGCUGCAGGGGGAUGCUGCCUCCAGAGAAGAUGCCAUCCAGGCCCUGCAGAAUGAGAAGAUCGUCUUGGAGGUGGCUCUGCAGGCAGCCCAGAGCAGCAGAGAGGAAUUCAAUAGAGGGGUGAAACGCCUGGAAGAGGGGGCCCAGGACACGUCGGACACUUUAGAGCAGUUGAGACAAGAAUUAGCCAUCAAGUCCAGCCAGGUGGAGCACCUGCAGCAGGAAGCUGGAGCUUUGAAAAAGCAGACGCAGAAAAUAAAGGAACAGUUUCUUCAACAAAAGGUGAUGGUGGAGGCCUAUCGCCGCGACGCCACCUCCAAAGACCAGCUCAUCAGUGAGCUGAAGGCCACGAAGAAGAGGCUGGACUCAGAGGUGAAGGAGUUGCGGCAGGAGUUGAUGAAACUUCAAGGGGAGAAGAGGUCCAUGGAGGUGGAGCACUCACGCCUGCAGAAGGAGGUGUCACAGGUCCAGCAGCAGGUGGUGGAUCUCGAAGGGCACUUGCAGUUGGCACAGAGGGAGCGUGACGAGAUGGAGACGCAGUUACAGUCUUUGCAGUUUGAUAAAGAGCAGAUGGUCGCUCUGACGGAGGCCAACGAGGUACUCAAGAAACAGAUAGAAGAGUUGCAGCAAGAAGCCACGAAGGCCAUCACAGAACAGAAGCAGAAGAUGAAGCGUCUGGGUUCGGACCUGACCAGCGCACAGAAGGAGAUGAAGACCAAGCACAAGGCCUACGAGAAUGCAGUGGGCAUCCUCAGCCGCCGCCUGCAGGAGGCCCUCGCGGCCAAGGAGGCGGCCGAGGCCGAGCUGAGCCAGCUGAGAGCCCAGGCAGCCACCGGCGGCAGCGACCUCACCUUGCAUGAGCGGGUCCAGGUGCUGGAGGCGGAGCUGCAGGCUGUCAGCCACAGCAAGAUGAUGCUGGAGAGGGAGCUGCAGGAGGUCAUCUCACUGACCGGCCAGGAGCUGGAGGAGCAGCGGGAGAAGGUGCUGGAGCUGGAGGACGAGCUUCAAGAGUCCAGAGGCUUCAGGAGGAAGAUAAAGCGCCUUGAGGAGUCCAAUAAGAAGCUAGCUUUGGAACUGGAGCACGAGAGAGGGAAGCUCACGGGCCUCGGGCAGUCCAAUGCAGCCUUGAGAGAGCACAACAGCAUCUUAGAGACGGCAUUAGCCAAGAGGGAAGCAGACCUAGUUCAGCUGAACCUUCAGGUGCAGGCAGUUUUGCAGCGCAAGGAAGAAGAGGACCGCCAGAUGAAGCAGCUUGUCCAGGCCUUGCAGGCCGCACUACAGAAGGAAAAGGUGAUGGUGCACGGCCUCGAGGAGCAGGUUGCUGCAGCCAAGGCAGAAGCGGGCCACAAUCGCCGCCACUUUAAGGCUGCCACCUUAGAGCUGAGCGAGGUGAAGAAGGAGCUGCAGGCCAAGGAGCAGGAGGUCCAGAGGCUACAGGCAGAGGCCGACGGGCUCCAGAUCCAGGAGGGGAAGCACUCGCAGGAAAUAGCAGAAUUCCAGGCGGAGCUGGCAGAGGCCCGGACCCAGCUCCAGCUGCUGCAGAAGCAGCUGGAUGAGCAGCUGAGCAAAGAACCCAUAGGAAACCAAGAGAUGGAAAAUCUCAAAUGGGAGGUGGAUCAGAAAGAGAGAGAAAUCCAGUCCUUGAAACAGCAGCUGGACUUGACCGAGCACCAGAGUAAACAGGAGUUGGAUGGAAUACAGCAGUCGUUACAGAAUAUUAAAUCUGAGCUGGAGAUGGUACGGGAAGACCUGUCUAUGACCCAGAAAGAUAAAUUUAUGCUUCAAGCUAAAGUGUCAGAACUGAAGAACAACAUGAAGACACUGCUCCAGCAAAACCAGCAGCUCAAGCUGGACCUGCGGCGAGGAGCAGCCAAGAUGAGAAAGGAGCCAAAAGGAGAAGCCAGCUCUUCCAGCCCCGUGACACCGGUGAAGAUCCCCGACUGCCCUGUCCCGGCCUCGCUGCUGGAGGAACUGCUGCGGCCCCCUCCUGCCGUGAGCAAGGAACCCCUCAAGAACCUCAACAGCUGCCUCCAGCAGCUCAAGCAGGAGAUGGACAGCCUGCAGCGCCAGAUGGAGGCACACGCAGUCACUGUGCAUGAGUCGCUGUCCUCAUGGACUCAGGGGGACCCCGCCAGCCCCUCACCACCGGGAGAUCACGCCAACCCUAGAGGAGACACAGAGCGGCACGGUCAGGGCAGGGCCUCGCGAGAAGGACUUGGAACAGUGACCGCCGAGCAUCCCCACCCUGAGUGUUUGUAACUACCCCGAGGAAUGUUCUCUCAUCGAUGUUAUUUAUUUGACUGUGUGCUCUAUGUUUUUCUAAGAGGUGAAAUUUAAGUUUUGCGUUUGCCUUUACAAGGAGUAAAAUAACAAAACAGGAGCCAAGGAUUGAGAAAUAAUCAUUUGCAGAUCACAACCAGCUUUUCCCACGAAGUGACCAAAUCUUAGAAACCUAAUUUAGGUCUCAGUGAGACAUUUUUGGAUGUGUCUGAAGCAUACGUGUAGAGAAGGUAUCUUAGGCAUGACCAUAGACGCUGCUCUCGGACGGUCGCUGGUAGAGAUGUUGCACAGCUGAGUCCGGUUUCUCACUUUCCUGCCUGAUUCAGUAAGAGUUUUACUACCCCGCAGGAGUGAGGCUUCAUUUGCACCUUUGGUUUUUAUUUUAUUUUAUUUUGAUUUCAAUAGCCAUCUCUCCAUAGGAUAUGUAUAUAAAUACUGAAAAUCAUAAUCUAAACUUUAAAAAGAAUAUCCUUAUAUUAUUUAAGAAUGACCCGAAUUGUCUUUUUAUUGAUUGCCUUUUGAAAAUCUGCUGUUAGGAAAUAAUGUACAUGUAGAAUUUAGGAAUGUCAGAAAAUUAUAUUUUAAGAAAUUUAUUUACCUCCCAAAGCCAAAUAUUCUUAGACAGAAGUUCUUCGUUAUUUUAGUUUCACUCUAUUUUGAGGGUCUUUCCUUGUCAUGAGUGCACAACACCCACCUGUUCGAGCCCUGGUCCUGCAUGGCCUCACUCACCCCAGCCAACCCCUGGGCAGGCUUGAUGACCACCAGGAUGCCACACAGACACCACGGUCAGCAGGCGCUGACCUGACACGUGAGGUGUGGGGAGGGGCUUCAGGAGAAGAGAGGAGGGGCGGUGAGGAGAAUAAGGCAGGGCUGCCUGCAGGCUCCCAACCUGGGAGCAAGGCUUCCCCAGGCCUCCCACUUUCCCUUUGUGUGGAAGUGUCCAUCAGCACUGUGUGGUCAUCACGAGAUUUGCCAGCCUCUGUGUGUGACAGCCUUCAGAAGGGCCUUCCCCUCUCAUCUGGAGAGCAGCAAGGUUUCUGAAAGGGGCAGGUCAGCACGAGAGGGUCUCUAGAGCCUCCCAUGUGGGACGCCUUAUUGGAAACCAGACACCCCAAGUGUGUGAGGUCCCACCUAGAAUGACUGAGACUCGAGGUUUGAAAGUCUGUCACUAGUUUGCUAAGAUGAUGUCAAAUAAUGUUUAUUGUUCCAAGUUGAGAGAGAGAGAAUGGGUCUGUGUGGCCCCCGUGCAGGGCGGCUGGUCUGAAGAUGAAGUCUGCGGUGUUACUGAUCAGGCCAGACACGCGUGUCACCUCAUCACCUGGGUCUCUUGUGGAGAAAACAGCGUGGUGUUUUUAAGCUGCUUGCGUUCUCUCACAAUAUGCUGUUAGAAGGUUAAUCAGUAAGGUUAAAAUAGCACUAAUCAGAAAGAUGUUUAGCAUUUUAAAAAGUUCUCCAGCAAGUAUUGGAACUUCUAAAAUACGUAUAUCAUUUGUACAGGGUUAUUCUUGGAAACUAUACUUGAACCUUCAUUAUAUAAAUAUAUUCUACUUUUCCUUCUAAGUUGGAAAUCAUUUUUGACAAACUGUUUUUGUACCAUUGGAAAAGAAAAAUGGUAAUUUACAUUCUUAUUUAUUUUGGCUGCGUUAUCCUUUAAUUUUAGAGCCAAGAAGUCACUUAGCCUCACUUUGUAGCUGCUUUCUCGCUCCUUGCUAAGGUCUUCUGGAAAAUCACCGUGCAUCUUCUUCCUUAGGAAAUGAUGAGCAAAUCUUGAGUGUGUCCAUCAAGAGAAAGCCAGUCUCUGUUUUUCACCCCUUUUCCUUUGUGGAGUCACCCUCUGUUUCAGCAGCAGCACCUCCUUGGGGCUCCUGCCAACCUCCUGUGCCAGCCUUAUCCGUAGUUCUGGGCCAGCCUGACCUGCCUCUGGCCCAAGUGCUCUGGCUGCCCCCCACCCCCUGCCCUGUCCUGUGUGUGCCCCUUGUGCCGUCACGCUGGCCUGCAGUUCCUGAUCUGGGGCCCUUGUGUCCAGGCUUCCUUAACAAAUUAUCCUAAAGGAGGAAGUUGGACUGAAGUCACCUGCUCUUGGUUUGUUAAGGCUUUUUUUUUCCUCUGAGAGACUUUACUGGCGCUCCUGCCUCCCAGCAUUUGAAAUAUUCUUCUUCCAUGGGCAGAAGUGGGAAUUAGGAAUUUGCUCAUGGAAAACAACAGUCAACUCUGGAGUACUUGUAGAAACACAUUCGUCAUCACAUUGCAUUUGUGUAUGUUGUUAAUCCUGUACCUUGUGUCCUCAUUGGAGGACGUGUCAGCUUGGACACUUCACGAUGUUAUGACUUGAUUUUCUUAUGUUCCAAAAAUAACUUACUGCGAGGUGGUUAUCAUUGAUUUUUCCACGGUACCCAUCACAUAGAUGCCACGGAUUUACAUGCCUUUGUUCUACUAUUCGGGAGGUGUAACAGGCAUUGUUUUUGCUAGGAUGUGAAACUGGUUCAUUCUCUGGCCUGGGGUCCAGGUACCAAGAUGGGCCUUGAAGAAGACAGCCCGUGGAAAGCUGUGUUAGGAAGAUUCUCAUUAAACUCUUCCUCAGUUUAAAGACUUUCUUGGUCUUAAGGAUACUGCUAAAGCCAUGGGCCUGCAGAGUCAUCAGGACAUAUAUUCCUAUGAGUAUUUUUUUAACAAAAAUUAAAUGUCAUGUAAAGACUGCUAGUAGUGAAAGGGACCAGCAGAUCUGAGAGAGAAAUGUCCCGGAGCCUCCCCAAGAGCCCAUGACAUGCAUAGUGCAGGGGCGUGUGAGACACUCUGAGCCUUACUCAAACAAGUCACUCACUCCCAUGCCAGGCGAUUCUCAGCGUAUGGUGGUCUCAGGUUAACGAUAGGAUCCUUGAGGGUCAUGUUUUAAAGGAUCUAGAAAACUCGGUGGUGUUAAGUUAUUCAUGUCUAUUAAAAAUUUCCUCAUUAAAAGGGAGUCCUCAGGUUGGGGCUGUUCAGGGGAAAGGUGUCACCAUGCACAACAAAUUGUAACUUUAAAAAGCAUGUUGAUUUUUUUAUAAAUUUAAGUGUGCUUGGGAAUUCCUUGAAUUUUGUGCAAUAAACUAUUU